This is a messenger RNA of Symbiodinium sp. CCMP2592, 4653 nucleotides long. The record is from the annotation of a GenBank genome assembly. Lineage: Eukaryota; Dinophyceae; Suessiales; Symbiodiniaceae.
AUGGCUGCCUUCUUCGACGACGAUCUGAUCGACUUUGAUCACGAGGCUGACUUUGGCACAGAUGCUGAAGGAGAGGGCGCCGCUGGCGCUGAGACCGGCGACUAUGACGACCAGAAUGGCUCUCUGGGCGCAGGCGCGGACUCGAAUGAUGAAGACGCAGAUCUGGGCGGAGGUUCCGUGGGUACUCUGCCUGGAAGCAAUGGAGUGAGAAGGCGCAAGCGCGGCUCUCGCGGCGGCGCCAAGGUCGCUCAACAGGCGAUGGACAGUUCCAAGCGAUGGAGGUCGGGAGCUGUGCCAUCGGUACCCACUUUCGACGGUGACAUCGAGGCCAAUCCGUAUUGUCUAAGACAUUACCGUCGACGCUUGAUGCGCUGGGUUCGCAUCACCAAGGAGUUCCUCCCCGCGAAUGAGCAGGCGCUUCGUGCUCUCGAACAACUUCGCGGCGAGGCUGAGCAAGAGUUCGAGGAAGUCGAUGAUGCCAGGUUUGAUCAUCCGGAUGGCAUCGGCCGCCUUCUGGCGGACCUUGAGGUUUCCUUCGGCGAACGCGAGAUCUUCAGGCAGGGCGGCACGAUCAGGGAGUUUGAGAACAUUGGGAGACUGCAGGGUGAAAGCAUUACGGCUUUUGUUCGGAGGUUUCGUUUGUUAGAAAGGAAACUUGCCGACAACAAGGUACCAGCUUACCCGGAGCAGGCCCUAGUGAUCAAGCUCCUGGACGGCCUCAAGAUCGACGAGCGCGCCACUUCGGCGCUUCUUCUGGCGGCGGGGAACAAGUACGACAUGCGGGCUAUCUUGGAGGCGAUCCGCAUCCAGUUCCCGCCGGGCAUGUCGGACUUCGGCGAGCUGGAAGGCGACGAGAACUACGGGGACCCUAACGAAGAAUGGGCCGAGGAAGCAGAUCUCUACGUGGAUGACACCAUCGAGGAGACUGGAGACGGCGAGGUCGAGAAUGAGGCCCCCGCAACCGAGCAUCCCGACGGCGCCGAUGAGGGUGCCGACGACUAUUCCCAUGACUACGACAACGCCCAGCAGGAGUUCGAGGCGCUGAUUUCCGCCGCGAAUGCACUGACCGUUACCUCGAAGAAGCUGGCCACCAUCGCUCAAGCUCGUGGCUACUACGCUGUCGAGGGCAAGGGCAAAUCGAAAAAGGGCGGAAAUCCGCCAAAGGGCAAAGGCAAGGGCAAAGGGAAGGGCAAGAGCAAGGGCAAGCCCUUUGCAAAAGGCCCUCCCAAGGGCCAAGGCAAGGCCACCGGUGCUGAUGCGCAGAAGCAAGCUAGACUUCGAGGCGCCUUGUGUCUCGGAUGCGGGUCAUCGGAGCACUGGGUCAGGGACUGUCCCACUACGAGUGUGUAUCAAGCCCAGCUCGCGAGUGUUGAUGUGGAGCUCGAUCCUGAAGGUUUCCCCACGGUGGCUUGGAUGGUGUCGGCCGAGGCCGCCACCAAUCAUGUUGACGCUUCGUUUCUCAUUGCGGACACCGGCUGCCAAAGGCAGGUGGCAGGAUCGGCUUGGCAUGCUCAAAAGGCGUCCGAGAUUCUUCCUCUCGAGCGACUGUUUGCACCCCAGAACUGCAAGUUCAGCUUUGGUCCUGGUCCUGGUCUUCAGAGCCUAGGUCGAUACACCUACCCUGCAGGCAUUGCUGGUCACUGUGUCAUGCUGUCUGUGAGUGAGGUUGAGGUCUCGGCACCGGGAUUGUUGAGCAGAAGAGCAUUGGAAACUUUGGGAGCCGUACCAGAUUUAGUUGCCGGUGAAGUGGUGUUCAAAGCUUUGAAUGGAAGCAAAACCAAGCUUUACUUGUCACCAUGCGGUCCUCCUGAUGUUUGGUGUCCAGGUGCAUUUCUACCGAAGCACGUGAAGCUCGAGAACUUGUCGACAAAUUCGUCAGCGCUCCUGGUGCACCUGAUCGAGUUCAUGACGUCGGUGCAGAAUACGGUGCUGCACUACUCCGCGAUCAGCCUUCGCCCGGCGCUCAAGGACAGCAUCCUCCGGAUCUUCGCACUUCCCAGCACGGCGGCGACUAUGUUGAGCACACCGGCAGCUAUGGCGGCACAGCGAGCAAUGGGUCAGGACAAGUACCUCAAGACGCCGGACAACUGCAAUCAUCCUUCAGGCCUUCGGGGCUAUGCGGCAUCGGGCAUGAAGAUCAUGAUCUGCGACGUGUGCGGCUACCGAGCGGUGGUCAAUCCGGUCACCGGGGCUCAUUUGCCAGCAACUCCAAACGCAACGCCGAGCUCAAAGACGCCGCUCAACCUGUCCGCCAACGCCAAGGCCAAGGUGCUCCCGGGCAAAGCAAAAGGACCAAUUCCGGCACCGCCACCGAGAGCAUCCCGAGACUUCUUGCAGCCCUCCUCAGCGUCAUCGCAGGGAUAUGGUCCGUCACGAGCAGCCGGCCCCAAGUUUCUGCCCAAGCCGAAAGCGAGAACUUCCCAGGUCACGGCGCAAUACUUCGAGAUGAACUCGGAUGCGGGCCGGCCGAGGCAGUGGAGAGCUUCGAGCAGGGCAGGUUCGGACUCGGAGCACAUGAGCGUGACGAGCGAGCCCCCUCCAGAUCCUCCUUUCCGGAGCUGGCGAGAACAGAGGGCUCACUGGGGACAGGUCUCGGAAGGCAUGUUCGGCCAGGACACGGUGAGCCCGGCCCUCGGUCUGGAGCCGGAGGACUGGACCCUGAACGAUUGGGAACAGAACAUCGCGGAGGCGGAGGAGACGGGCGAGGCCCAGCUGUUCGACGAGGAGGAGGACGAGGACGGGGGAGGAGUUCUAAAUGGACUUCUCCAAGGCUCACCGGAUGAACCACUAAGUUCGGAGGACCGGGGCUGUUUUGUGCUUCGCCAAGGGGUCCGAAAGCGACUUCGAGGUGCCUCCAAGGUGUUGCAUUCGGCAUGGGAGUCCGAGGCGAAGAUCUAUGAGACAAGGGCCAAGGCGAGCAGAAGGCUUCGACUCCAUAAGGCAGACCUCGUUGAGAUCCAUGAUGGACCGUUUCAUGUGUCGGAAGAAGCUAUUCGGCUGGGUUUGAAAACACUCCAGCCCCUUACCACAAAGGCGAUCGUCCGUGGCGACCUCACGACCCAGCGGGCAGCUCUACUUCGGUGGAAGCCGUUUCUUGUGAUUUGGAAGGUCCCGGUGAAUGCUCCCGCUCGUGAUUUACUACAAGCAUGGCUGGGUCUGUUGUCCGAGCUCUACGAGAACCAUCGGGUCCAUUUCCUGGUUGGGGGGUGGGACCGUUUGGACACUCAAAGUCAAGAGCUGUUGACUCGCAUCGGCUCUCGAACGUCGAGCUCUCCUACAACCUCCAACAGCUCCUGGCACAGCAGCCUUCCAGAACUAUCAGAACAUUCAGCUUCUGGGGAUUGUCAUCGUGAACCUUCAGCUUCUGGGGAUUGUCAUCGUGAACCUCCAGCUUCGCUCAUGUAUGAAUCCAAGAAGAUUCUCUACGGGAUCACGGAAGCACUUCACCGGCUGGGCGAUGAGAGAUUCUGUGCCAACAGGGGUCCGUGGUCUAGCUCUAUUGAUCAGUGGGACUUGUGGCACUCUGAGGUUGACAACCAGGAUCACUAUUUGAGCUACUUCCUGGAUGUCACGCGGCACGAGGACUCAUGGUCCCCACUCUUGAAAGAGGCUGAAACACGGCUGCGCGACAUGGUCUCCACCGCCGUCACUCUCAAGCCGUCGCCCUUCUUGGAACAGAUCAAGGCAUUGGUUCCUUGGGACCUUAAGCGAGUGCAGAUCUCCCGCACUCCCAAACAGAGACGGGCUCCUACCGAUCUGGUUGCUGAAGGCGUCAAACAUCGAGGUGCAGCUCUUCUCAUGAAUGACUCCACCGUUAUCAUAGAGGCUGAAACUAUGCGUUCGAUUGUGCACGCUCCGUCAAGUCGUUUCGACAAACCGGUUCAGGUCGCUAUCUUCUUCUACGGCAAUGCCCCGGACACCAGCCUGAACCCUGUGGAGAACUCACGUCCUGAACCACCUCGAGAUCCACGACAACAGCGAGCAGAGGAACCAGAGGAUGCGGAGACGAUGCAGCCGCAUCAGGCCGGCUGUCGGGACAUUAGUUUUCCUGGAGCACAGGACGUUCCAAGAUGGUUGUGCAAUGUCCUUCGAAGGUUGCACACAAACCUUGGUCACCCGGCCAAGGAAACCUUGGUGCGGCAACUGGUUCUUUCCGGAGCUUCCUCGCUGGCGGUCAAGGGAGCUCGUUGUCUCCAGUGCGAGGUUUGUCGACGGGUUCAACCACCUCGUGAACCACGUCCUGCCCGGGCGUUUACUCCCAGGCGUUUCAACGACCGCCUCUACAUGGACAUACUGUUCUUGAAGGAUGUGCAAGGGACAGUGUACGGUUACCUGAGCUGCGUGGACGAUGCCACUUGCUACCACUCGGUUCAGUACCUUCCCGACCGCCAGGAAAUGACGGUGAUCCAAACAUUGAUGAACGGUUGGUACUCGUUCUUCGGAGCUCCAGACGAACUGGUGCUAGAUGCUGAGGGUGCCUUCCGAGGUUUGCGUUUCGAAGUGUUACAGAUUCAGUGCGGCACCAAGCUUCGAUGUGUGCCAGCCGCGAUGCUCACUGGCAACUCGGCCGCGCCGAACGUCAUGGACAAGCGCUCCGAUAUGUUUGUUCCCGGCUGGUGUCGCAAUUUGCUCCGACUACUGUGGCGGAGAUGA